AUGUCCAUCCCGACCAUCGACGUCCGUCGAGCCGACGACUCAGCCACGCGGCCGCAGCUGCUGCAAGAUCUGCGCCACGCGCUGUUCGAGGUGGGCUUCCUGUACCUCUCGCACCACGGCAUUCGGGAGGCCACCGUGCAGGACCUGGUGGACGCGUUGCCGCGUCUCUUCGCCCUUCCGGACCCCGUCAAGGAGUCCGUGGCCCUCGUCAACUCGCCCCAUUUCUUGGGGUACAGCCAGUUUGGAUCGGAGAUCACGGCGCGCGUCCGGGAUCAGCGCGAGCAGUUCGAGUUCGCCAACGAGUUGCCCGACAAGUAUGGAGGUGAUGCUGCGGGGGCGGCGGCGGCGACUCAGCCGCUGUAUGUUCGCCUCCAGGGCCCGAAUCAGUGGCUCGACGAGUCGGGGAAGGAUACGGUGCCCAGAUUUCGCGAGAUCGUCGAGUCGUACGUCGCGGCCAUGCAGGAUCUCGCGAUGCGGUUCCUCGAGCUGGUCACCGAGGCACUCGACUUGCCUCCACAUAGUCUCGAGCGGUUCACGGGCCCACAGGACCGGCUCAAACUCGUGCACUACCGCCCCAUGUCGUCGUCAUCGUCGUCGUCGUCCUCCUCUUCUUCUUCUACGCAGGGCGUCGGCCCUCACAAGGACAGUUCCGGGUGGAUGACGUUCCUGCUGCAAGCGUCGGACCCGUCGAUCCCGGGGCUCCAGGUGCUGUCCAAAGAUGGGGUGUGGCUGGACGCACCCCCCGUCCCGGGCACGGUGGUGGUCAACAUGGGCCAAGCCUUUGAGGUGGUGACCCACGGCAUCUGCAAGGCCACCACGCACCGCGUGCUGCUGCCGCCGGGGGACUACGACCGCUACAGCGUGCCCUUCUUCCAGGGCGUGCGGCCCGACCUGACCAAGGCCGACCUCAAGUCUCUCUGGGAUCAUUUUGACGCCGCUAAGACAUGGACACGAGGAAGGGAGUCCGACGAGGGUCAGCGUAUAGAUAGUCCCUUCCUCCGCGGCAAGUACGAUACCUGGGGCGAGGCCCAGCUGCGGACCAAGAUACGCAGUCAUCGGGAUGUCGGCGCCCGGUGGUACGCCGAUGUCUACGACAAGUACAUCAAUGAUGAUUGA
Molecule: messenger RNA, 1116 nt
Organism: Fonsecaea erecta
Lineage: Eukaryota; Fungi; Ascomycota; Eurotiomycetes; Chaetothyriales; Herpotrichiellaceae
Exons: 1
Coding region: 1-1116 (371 amino acids)
Source: RefSeq, a predicted model, not a curated record